CCUUUGGCCGACCUCUGGCCACCAUGGUUCAACCCCAGACCGCAAGAGCUGAAACCCCAGCCUCUGCAGCUUCUACCAAUGACCAAAUGGAUGACGUCAUCGACACCCUGACCUCCCUGCGCCUCACCAACUCCGCGCUGAGGCGGGAGGCCUCGACCCUGCGUGCAGAGAAGGCCAACCUCACCAACAUGCUGGAGAGCGUGAUGGCGGAGCUGACCUUGUUACGCACCCGGGCUCGGAUUCCCGGGGCGCUGCAGAUCACCCCACCCAUCUCGGCCAUUACCUCCAAUGGGACCCGACCGAUGACAACGCCUCCAACUUCUCUGCCCGAGCCCUUUUCCGGAGACCCUGGCCAGCUGGCGGGGUUCUUGAUGCAGAUGGACAGAUUCAUGAUCUUCCAGGCCUCGCGCUUCCCCGGAGAGGCUGAGCGAGUGGCGUUCCUCGUGUCCCGGCUGACCGGGGAGGCGGAGAAGUGGGCGAUCCCCCACAUGCAACCCGACAGCCCCUUGCGAAACAACUAUCAGGGAUUCCUGGCCGAGUUGCGGAGAACCUACAAGUCUCCGCUGCGGCACGCCCGGCGCGCCCAGAUCAGAAAGACUUCGGCCUCGAAUCGAGCCGUGCGGGAACGGCAGUCGCUCUGCCGCCAGCUGGCUGCCACGGGCACGGUGCCCUGCCCUGUGCAUCCAGCCUCCAAUGGGACCAGUCCAGCCCCGGCCCUGCCCACCAGAGCUCGGAACCUUUAGGAAUCGGCCACCACCGUGGUCC
Molecule: messenger RNA, 765 nt
Organism: Lipotes vexillifer (Yangtze River dolphin)
Lineage: Eukaryota; Metazoa; Chordata; Mammalia; Artiodactyla; Lipotidae
Gene: RTL6
Product: retrotransposon Gag like 6
Exons: 1
Coding region: 24-743 (239 amino acids)
Source: RefSeq, a predicted model, not a curated record